Lepus europaeus (European hare) is the source of this 4378-nucleotide messenger RNA. RefSeq names its product zinc finger protein 710 (gene ZNF710). The transcript is spliced from 5 exons. The record is from RefSeq and is a predicted model, not a curated record. NCBI's taxonomy places the organism in Eukaryota, Metazoa, Chordata, Mammalia, Lagomorpha, Leporidae. Bases 563 to 2557 code for a protein of 664 amino acids.
CCCAGAGGCUGGGAACCGACCGGGCAGCUCCGCUGUCCCCACCCGGGGCGCGCAGAUCCGUCGGGUCCGGCCCUGGUGCCACCGCCCCCCUAAACCGCGGACUUGCUAACUAGUGCGUGUCGGGUGUGUGUUUUUUUUUUUUCAACUUGCCUUUUAAAGAUGACUUUUAUGGUCGCUGCAGCUGUUUGCCUCCGGUCUGAACUGUAGUUUGGAAGACUGAAGAGGCCAGGAGGUGCCUGUGUGUUGCUUAGCCAGAGUGGGCCGCGGCCACAGUAGGCCGGCUGCUGCGUUCUGGGGGCCACAGCCCCGGGCCAGCCCCUCCCGGCGCCCUAGGGGCCCACCCUUGAGCGUCUUCAGUUCGGUGAUGGAGCCUCCCUGCCAGUCGGCCAUCUGGAGGGGUCAGAACCAGUCCCCUUGGGCACUUGGGAAAUUCACAAAACUCCCCCACAGGUGUGUGCCGAGAAGGACUUUGGCUCCUGGGGGGUUACCCAGCCAGCUCUGAAGCUGCUCUCGCGGGCCGCCGGUUGUACAAGUCCAUGCCCGCCUAGCCGGCCGCCGCGGGAUGGAGGGCUUCAUGGACUCAGGGACACAGACGGACGCUGUGGUGGUACUGUCCUUGGCGCAGGCCGCUGUGCUGGGCCUGGUCUCGGAAAAUGAGCUCUUCGGAGCCACCAUAAGCGCCCAGGCCUUCUACCAGGACCUGGGCCCUGAGCUGCCGGGGACGGCCCUGGGCGAGCCGGGGCCGCCGGGCCCCGAGGUCUACCAGCUGGCCUGCAACGGGCGGGCCCUGGAGGAGCCGGCCGAGGAGGAGGUGCUGGAGGUGGAGGCGGCCUGCGAGAAGCACACCCGGCGGAAGACGCGGCCCCCGGUGCGGCUGGUGCCCAAGGUCAAGUUCGAGAAGGUGGAGGAGGAGGAGCAGGAGGUGUACGAGGUCUCCGUGCCCGGGGACAAGGAUGCAGGCCCGGCCGAGGCCCCCGCCGAGGCGGCAGGUGGCGGCUGCGAGGCCCUGGUGCAGAGCAGCGCCGUCAAGAUGAUCGACCUCAGCGCCUUCAGCCGCAAGCCCCGGACGCUCCGGCACCUGCCGCGGACCCCCAGGCCCGAGCUGGACGUGGCCCCGUACGAGCCUCACUUCCCCGAGCCGGCCCGGGACGGCUUCCCCGAGCCCAGCCUGGCGCUGCCCGGGCCGGAGGCCUUGCCCACCGAGUGUGGCUUCGAGCCGCCGGCACACCUGGCCCCUCUGAGUGACCCCGAGCCCCCCGCCCUGGCGUCACCUGAGCCCGUGAAGCCAGAGCAGGGCUUUGUGUGGCAGGAGGCGGGCGAGUUUGAGGCGGACGCGGCCGGCUCCACGGCGGAGCGGCACAAGAAGGCGCAGCUGGACCGGCUGGACAUCAACGUGCAGAUCGACGACUCGUACCUGGUGGAGGCGGGCGACCGGCAGAAGCGCUGGCAGUGCCGCAUGUGCGAGAAGUCCUACACGUCCAAGUACAACCUGGUGACGCACAUCCUGGGCCACAACGGCAUCAAGCCGCACUCGUGCCCGCACUGCAGCAAGCUCUUCAAGCAGCCCAGCCACCUGCAGACGCACCUGCUCACACACCAGGGCACGCGGCCCCACAAGUGCCAGGUGUGCCACAAGGCCUUCACGCAGACCAGCCACCUGAAGCGCCACAUGCUGCUGCACUCGGAGGUCAAGCCCUACAGCUGCCACUUCUGCGGCCGCGGCUUCGCCUACCCCAGCGAGCUCAAGGCCCACGAGGUGAAGCACGAGAGCGGCCGCUGCCACGUGUGCGUCGAGUGCGGCCUGGACUUCUCCACCCUGACGCAGCUCAAGCGCCACCUGGCCUCCCACCAGGGCCCCACCCUCUACCAGUGCCUGGAGUGCGACAAGUCCUUCCACUACCGCAGCCAGCUGCAGAACCACAUGCUCAAGCACCAGAACGUGCGGCCGUUCGUGUGCACCGAGUGCGGCAUGGAGUUCAGCCAGAUCCACCACCUGAAGCAGCACUCGCUCACCCACAAGGGCGUGAAGGAGUUCAAGUGCGAGGUGUGUGGCCGGGAGUUCACCCUGCAGGCGAACAUGAAGCGACACAUGCUGAUCCACACCAGCGUCCGGCCCUACCAGUGCCACAUCUGCUUCAAGACCUUCGUGCAGAAGCAGACCCUCAAGACGCACAUGAUUGUACACUCGCCCGUGAAGCCAUUCAAGUGCAAGGUGUGUGGGAAGUCCUUCAACCGCAUGUACAACCUGCUGGGCCACAUGCACCUGCACGCGGGCAGCAAGCCCUUCAAGUGCCCCUACUGCUCCAGCAAGUUCAACCUCAAGGGCAACCUGAGCCGGCACAUGAAGGUCAAGCACGGCGUCAUGGACAUCGGCCUGGACAGCCAAGACCCCAUGAUGGAGCUGACAGGCCCCGAGCCCUCGGAGCUGGACGGCCAGCAGGAGCUGGAGGACUUCGAGGACAACGCUUACCCCUACGCGGGCGUGGACGGUGGUGCCGAGGCCAGCGUGCUCACGGAGCAGGCCAUGAAAGAGAUGGCCUACUACAACGUGCUAUAGCGAGGAGGGGCGGGGCUGUGGCCGCCCCCCCACCCCACCCCGCAGCUGAGAAGCAAACUACUGCCCCACCGGCCCCACCCCACCCCCCGCCCCAGGCGUUUGCACCACUAAGGACCUGUAGACCAAAUGGAUUCAGUACUACUGGCCUGGUCAGAGCCGGGCGCCGGUCCCUGGCGUUCUGGCCAGGGAAGCCUAGCGCAGGAGGCCCAGGCCUGCUGCCGUGGGAGGAGCGGAGGAAGGCUGAGGAAGCACAAGGCCCGGGCCCAGCGGCCUCCCCAGGCCCGGCAUUGCUCUUCAGGGCUCCUGACCCUGCAGGCCUCGGUCCCCUCUGACCAGCCGCUGCCUCCAGGGACCGCUGAGCACCUGCUGCUCUGCACAGUCCACCCCCAGCCCACCAGGCCCGAGAGUCCCCGCCAGCCAGGCAGGGGCCCCCUGCCUUCUACCUCCUGGGGCUCCCUGGUCCUGCAGCCAGGAGUGCCCGCAAGCUGGAGCACAACCAGGGCCCGCCCCCGGAAAGCCCCCGGCCCCCAGCCCCCAACACGGGCUCCAGCAAGCGUCACCCAGGCCUGUCCCCGGCUGGCACACACCAGGGUCCCCCCACCCGUCCUGCCCCCAGCAUGACCCAGGCAGGACACCUGGAGACGGAGGCCCCAGCACCAGGGCAGGGUGGGAGGGGCUGGAAUCGUUCUGACGAGCAAGGACGCGCUGCAGGCGGGGAGGCGCAGGCUCCCGGCAGAGCACCAGAGUGGAACCGGAAGACGAAGACUGCACGGGCAAACAAAUCUUGGCGCGCACACGGGGGUGUUUGGAAGGUAAUUUAUUAUUUUUUCUUUCCAACUCCGUGUCGCCUGUUACCUUGUCGGAUGGAGACGCCGUUCCUUUUCCAGACGUGAGCUUUCUCGUGUGCUGCGCGUGCUGUGCGCCCCCGACCCUACGGCAGCCUGGCCAGACAGGGCUCACGCCUGCCCUCCCACCCAGCCCCUUGCUCAGGGGCUCGGCCUGCUGUCCCUGUCCCCAGCUCCGAGCCACAGGCCUGGGGCACUGAGCUAGCACAUUCAGGAACGCCCGGGCCCACAGCCUCCUGCCCUCUCGCCUCCUGAGGCCUCGGUGGGGAGACGUGCAGGGCCAGCCCCAGCAGGCACAGGUGGAGCCGGCACCUUCAGCCAGAAACCGGGAGGGGAAAGCAGCCGGUGUGAGGGGAACCCGUCUGCAAGGCAGUGACCCCCACGGCCGGGCCUCAGGGCGACCGCGAUCAGGACGGAGGGGUGGACAAGGUGGCCCAAGGGUGGCCUCCCAGGUGCCCGCCAUGCGGACCGUCAGGUGGCAGUGAGCCCGUCACGGCAGAAGACACUUCUCCUGCUGGGCAGAAGGCCCCAUCCCCUGCAAACUACCUCUUCCCACAUCUUUCCCCCUGGUACCAAAAAAGAACCCUGUACCUCCUCCUCCUCCUGCUGCCAGCGCAGUGGCCUUGGUCUUGGACUGGCCCCAGGCCGGGGUCUCCUCCCCCGCCCCACCCCCAGCGGCACCGCCCUCUGCAAGACGGGAUACUUGAACGCCCCCUCCCCGGGGAAAGCUAGGAGGAGGAUGCGCACGACCCCUGCGCACCGCGGCGGCCCCGGCAACGCUCCCCCCACCCCUCCCCAGCCCCCUCCGAUGACUCGGGUGGCCUGGCAGCUCCUGGCGAACCCACUCUAACUUAUUUUGCCGUGUGUACAAACCGACCGUUUAGACACUCACGUGUGCAGAGCCCUACUGUGUUUCUAUGUUCCUGUUUCAGAGAAGUUUACUUAGCAAUAAUUAUAAAUAAAUGGAUAUUCUUUA